This is a messenger RNA of Athalia rosae (coleseed sawfly), 1644 nucleotides long. RefSeq names its product calcium/calmodulin-dependent protein kinase type IV-like. The transcript has 10 exons. Gene Ontology annotation, biological process: intracellular signal transduction; protein autophosphorylation; peptidyl-serine phosphorylation. Gene Ontology annotation, molecular function: calcium/calmodulin-dependent protein kinase activity; calcium-dependent protein serine/threonine kinase activity; ATP binding. Bases 493 to 1413 code for a protein of 306 amino acids. Lineage: Eukaryota; Metazoa; Arthropoda; Insecta; Hymenoptera; Athaliidae. Gene Ontology annotation, cellular component: cytoplasm; nucleus. The record is from RefSeq and is a predicted model, not a curated record.
UUGGUCAGAACAAUCGCCGUGACUUGCUCGUAUAAAUCACUGGCUAUCACUUACUUUGCACUACAUAUACAUUUGCCGACUCGAAGACCUUGUUCCACACCAGCGUCGCAUAUUCCGAUCACUCAUACGUCCACCGUAUGAUGAUCGAUUACAAUUUAUGCAUUAGUGACAUCACGUGAUGUCAGUACGAUGAGGUGAUUGAAAUUUUGAGAUCAAUGAAUUGAUCAAUGAUUUUUAUCUUAAUUAUAAUCACACCAAAACGAGAAAUGGCAUUGUGACGUAACCCGUUGUAACAAAUUUGCUUUCAAUCGCAACGCAAUGCGACGAACCGAUUGGACAUUGAAAAGCCCAUGGCGAGGGACGAAACCAAUCAGUCUAUGGCGGACAGUCGCAGUGAGUUUGGGCUGAACUCAGGACCUUAUGAGGAAGGAACAGAAAAAAAAAUCUAACGCCCAUUCAUCGUAAAUACGUUCUUCGCCCAACGUCGACGUUAUGGAGAGCGACGACAAUUGGUUAACAAGUGACGUCUUCAAGGGAAACUUCCACAAUGAUUAUAUACUCGGUGAAAUGAUCGGAAGGGGUUCGGUGUCGAUUGUGUAUACCUGUUUGCAUAAAGGAAGAAAAAAGUAUGCCUGCAAAAUGGUACCAAAGGAUCGAUUGAACAAAUCAGAAGUCCGGACGAGGGUUGAAACCUUGCUGAAACUUCGUCAUAACAAUAUCAUAUCUGCAAAAAAGGUCUAUAAUGAGAAUCGCCAUCUAUUCGUUAUAAUGGAUCUCGCGUAUGGCGGAGAGUUGCUAGAGAGGCUCGCAAUGAGGGGAGGACAUUCAGAAAAAGACGCUGCUGAGGCCGUUCGAGAUGCGCUCGCUGGAUUGAACUACCUCCACGGGAUGGGAUUAUGGCAUGGCAGUGUACGUCCUGAAAAAUUAAUCUAUGCAACGGAGGAUGAAAACUCCAGACUUCUCCUUGGAGAUAGAGGAAUUGCCGCGAAUCCCCUGAACAGCUAUAACGCGUUGUACUGCGCACCAGAAGUAUUGGACGGGGAAUUACCGACUACUGCAGCUGACAUGUGGUCCCUGGGAGUCGUUAUUUACAUUAUGCUGUGUGGAUUCGAACCUUUCCGAGGUACGAAGGAGACGGAAUUUCCAUCACCGUACUGGGAUGACAAGACGACAGAUUCGAAGCUGUUGAUAAUGCGACUCAUGCAGCAAAAACCGAAGGACAGACCGACGACACGCGACCUUCUUUUGGAUCCAUGGGUGCUAGGGAAGAAAUCUAGUGAGCGGCCGAUGCCAAUUACCGCUAAACAUCUACGCGAAUUCAAUGCUAGGAGAAAAUUCAAAGCUGCCACACUUGCUGUGAGAGCUACGCGUCGAGCGAUGGCGUUUUCGAAUUACCAUGAAGAAUUGAUUUGAGUAUUAAUUUGUUGUUAGAAAUUUUCCUGAAGUUAAUUUGAUACUGGGAGCAAGUUAUCUUCAAUUUAUGUCAAAGUAACUUGUUCUCGUUCAAAUAUCAGUUUAUUGAAUAAAGAGCUAUUUUUUUAUCGAUCUUGUUUCAUUUCCAGCUGCCGGAGUUUACUCACGAAGUUCUUAGCGUCGAUAGAAAUGUUGUUGGGUGCAGGUGUCGAUAAGUCACCAUCUGUCGGA